AGGCUCGUUAAAGUAUCUCCCAUGCCGAGGCCUUCUGGUCUUGACUUCGCCAACUGGUUGGAUCUAUUUUUAGGGUCUGCUCCCUCGCGGAGGAGCAGGUGCAGCUGCCUCGACACUCCGCGCAUAGACGCGUUUCUUGGCCAGUGCCAACCAGGCGAAACCCCAUCAUCAUCAUCAUCAUCGCCAUCGCCAUCUGAAGAUCGCUAUCCAGCCUCAUUUAACUGGCACUCUGCUCGAACGCUUUUGGGAGUCUAUUUCAAAAUGAUGGAAGAUGAAAGUUCUAUGUCGAUCGAAGGCAACAUCGUGGGUCUUAAGAGUACCAACGCCGUGAUACUGGCCACUGACUCGAAGGAAUACGAAAUGUAUCUGAUAGAUGACCGCAUUUACUGCUGCGCACCUCGUUCCGGCAUCGAUCGGAAAAUAGUUCUGGAAGUGAGUUCAAAGGUGGAACAACUGGUCCGGGAUCGCGGCCAGAAGGUGACCGUGUCCCAGGUGCGGGACAUGUUUUGCGACAAGUACCAGAACGCCGAGUCCCCGAAUGUCCUGAUAGCUGGACAGGACAGCAAGGGUCUCCACUUAUUCAGCAUGGAGUCUGGGAAGUCCCGCAUGGUGAUAUAUGCCGCAAAGGGCACAGAUACGGAGAACAUUGUGGGCAUUCUAUCGCACGACUGGAGUGACUUCAUAAACCUCAGCGAGGCUGAACAUCUGGCCAGGAAAGCGCUUAGGUGUGAGCACGCGGAAAUGUGCACCAUCUAUAGGGCUAAAGAAAUCGAGGAACAAGGCGCCAACAUGGAGUUCGAUAUGGACGUCGACCCCUCUGUAUCGCCGGCCAGCAGUUUCUAGAUCCUCCUACUACCUACAUGUAGUAGUUAAUCGUAUCAUUUCGAUUCACGUUGAUAUAAAUAAAUGGUGGCUACUCCACUGGCCACCCUGUAAU
Drosophila mauritiana is the source of this 937-nucleotide messenger RNA. RefSeq lists its product as uncharacterized. The record is from RefSeq and is a predicted model, not a curated record. Lineage: Eukaryota; Metazoa; Arthropoda; Insecta; Diptera; Drosophilidae. Gene Ontology annotation, cellular component: proteasome core complex. The transcript is spliced from 4 exons. The coding region runs from base 22 to 843 and encodes 273 amino acids.